Messenger RNA from Xyrichtys novacula (pearly razorfish), 14758 nucleotides. The record is from the annotation of a GenBank genome assembly. NCBI's taxonomy places the organism in Eukaryota, Metazoa, Chordata, Actinopteri, Labriformes, Labridae.
AGUCUCGCUGGGCAGGUCUCGUCGAUGUAGUCCACUUCCUGCUUCUCUGCCCUGGUUUCGCCUGAUCAGCUGCAUCAGCUCUUCUCUCUCUCCGACGAAGACACAAUGUCACAUCAAACGGGCAUUCAAGGUAUUUGUUUACGCCUGCUUUAGCUCUUUUUCUACUUUGCUGAUUUUCUGUGUGGGAGUGUUUCCCCCGGCUGAGCUUUAACAACCUGCAACAAUUCAUUCCAACGAGAAGCUAGCGACAAGUUAGCUAGCCACUCCUAGCUAGCUCUCAGCUACCGUGAUGUGUGUGACCGUCGGUGCCCUGUUUGGGCACUUUUAAGGACUGAAUCAUAAUCCCUGAGCUUUUAGGUAGCUUACGGGUUACCAAAAUCACGACUGGACUGUACUCUCUUUAUCGCAGUGUUACAGGGCGUUUUGUUGCAAUAGCCUCUGAGCUGAAACCCUGUAAUGUGAAGUUAAAGCUUUUGAAUGGAUGGGCGACGCCUUCAUUUAAACAAACUACUGACCAGGAGAGCAGCUGGUGUUCCUAUAAACAUGUGGAGAGCCCUGGUUUAACCUGCACUGUGUAAUUACAAGAAAUCACUUGAGUAAGGCGUAAUGUCCUCCUGUAUGUGGCAGCAGAAACUACACAAGUCCUCACAGUCUGUUUUAGUACAGAAGAAGAAGGUGCAAAUUAGGAGAGUUAAUAAAAGACAGAGUGUAAAUGUCACCACUGAGACUGAUCAGGGCUGGUUUAAUAAUUAUUAUCAGGUAUUUGAAUGCAAGAUCAAUACCAGGUGUUGUGUCCUUUAAAACUGUACAAAAUGUUGAUUUAAUCUCAGUAUAAUAAUUUCAUCUUGUUCUGAACAUGACUGGACUGUUUAACAAGAGAGUUAAAGUGGAGGAUUUAUCCAUAACAGCUAUCAUAUUGCAGUGAUACACGGAUCUGCUUCUAUAAGUGGAAAUUUUCCUCACUUUUGGCAUGGGCAUGAGGGAAACUGCAGAGUCACUGCAGCUUAAAUCUGUAAGACCUAUUGUGUGAAUGCCAGUAGAUCAGGUUUUAUUUGUCGCUGAGCUCCAGAUCAAAGGUGAAUAGCCCUCUAUGUGAUGUUGAUUGACACCCGAUAAUAUGGAAGUAAAUCUGUGCCAUUUGAUUUUGAAUUUUAAUUUCUAAACCUGAAUUUUUUUUGCAUCAAAAUCAGACUCAGAAUUUCAAAACUGUCGGAUUUCAAGUAUGCAUUUUAAAAAAGAAAAUUCAGUUGCUUUGGUGUUACUCUUGUCUCUUAACUGCCCCAGUAAGCACUAACAGUCGUAACCUUUGCUUUUAUGUGAAAAGGGAUCUUGCCUUUUCUUUACUUUGUUUCUUAAGUGAAUGUGAGUCAUCGAUAUGUGUGCCACCUUCAAGAGAAAAAAAGAAGCCAUUUAAUGAGUUUAACCCACAGCUUUGAGAAUUAACCUAUGUGUACAUAUCUGUUUCACUGGCAUAUAUGGUACGUUUAAAUAAAAGGGUAUAUUUGAAUUUAGUUUGGUCGUUUUCCUCAGACCAUAAAUGAUUUAAUGUAGUCAAUUAUAAUAUUCUGUUAUGUCAGAAAUAAUAGAUAUUACAUCGUUUAAGGACAGGCGUGCAAGAAAAAAAGAUCAGUAAAUGUAAUAGUAUUCACUGAAAAGAGGCAAUGUACAAUAUCUGGGUAACCUGGAAGAAGCAAUUGAUUCCUGGCUCAAUCAUCCAUCACCCAGCCAAUCAGAUAAUGCUAGAUUGGUCAUGUGGCACCGACUCCAGUGGAAGAUUGAAUCAAAUCGAUUGCUUCUCCCUGGUUACCCAGAUGUUGAGUUGGUCUCUUUUACACUGAAUUUUUUGACACUGAAAUAUUUAACACUGAUUUUUUUUUUUUACGUUGCUUUUUUUUUUUUUUUUUUUUUACAGUUUUUUUAAGUCAAAUUUUUACCAAACAAAUAUUUGAGAGACUUUUUUUUUUACACUGAAUUUAUUUCCUCAUUGAAUUUCAAGCACGCAUUUUUAUUUCUGACACAAAUUUUUUUCACAAAGUCUGGUUUCGAUGCUAAAAAAAAUCUGCUUUAGGAAUUCAAAUUCAAAAUCAGAUAGCACAGAUUUACUUCCAUACAAUAACCUCAAAGUCAGGAAGAGACAUGUAACAUUUUGCUUUAAAUGUUAAAUAAAACUGAGCUCUGUGCCAGCAAAGUUCCCUAAAAACAUAGUUCUGUGUUCAUAAUGCUAACAUCUGUUUGGUGGACAGGUUAUUAAGAUUCACCAAGCUUUGAGAUAUCUGAGUGUUUCUUUUGCAGCUGCCUGUCUACUUUGCAGAGCCUUUUGGAUUACCCUCAGAUAUAAAAUGUGCUUCAAAAAUACCUCCCCUUGACAUGGAAACUUGUAAUCCAGAGCCAAAAAAGGCCAUGUUAGCAGGUAUCGGCUCAAAACAGCCACAGACUGAUCCUGUCUCUGUCUCUCCUCAGCGGGCAAUGAUGUGAAGGAUGUCUUUGCUAAUGCCAGGUGUGGGGAACAAUUUCGAGCCCUGAAAAUCAUCAUCGAGGAGGGUAAGCAGUCCUGGAGUUUGUUUACAGAUUCUCUCAGAAAGAAAACUUAUUUUAUGUCCAACAGAACGUCUGCUAAAGACGACUGAGGAAUGUCAACACAACUCACAAAUCCAAACACUGCUGACAUUUUUCUUGCGCACAUCUGCUUUCCAGAGCAGCUGACUCUGGGUGCUACCAGGAAAGCAUCAAAGAAGUGGGAACAGGAGUACGAUGGUUUAGUGCUGCCCCUCCUCGAGGAUGAUGUGCCCUGCUAUGUUCUGUAUCGACUGGACUCCACCAACAACCAGGGCUAUGAGUGGAUCUUCCUGGCCUGGUCGCCGGACAACGCUUCUGUAAGGGAACCAACCCUUGACGGGAUUUAAUGACUAGCUUUCCAUGCUGCCUGGUAUUUGUACUGCUCUGGUCGGAGUAUCAGUUGGGUGGGGUUACCACAUCAAAACAGCAUGCUUGUUGAAUAUGUAGCUAAACGUGGACCAGACCUCUUGAAACCUAAAUAUGGGGGGUAGAUUAUGGUGCUCUGACACAACCUGGUGCUUAGUCUAAACAUUCCCCCCUGUGGUUUACAAUCCACCCUCUCACUGCUCUUUGUUGAUGCAAUCUUUCCUCCUGUGUCGUUUCCCUGUUAUGCAAAUGUUCUGAACUCAUUUGGUGUCACCAAAGUCAUUUAGUUCCACUCAAAACUUGAUGAACCACUUGUGUGAUAGAGUCACAGUGAUUUUAAAUAAACAUGACUAAUGUUGUUUCUGUCGCAGUAGGAAGAGGAAUGUUGCAGGGAGAGGCCAUUGCCAAUAUAAAGUCCCAUGCAGGGUAUUUGUAGAGCUCUAAAUGCACGGUGGAAAUGAAUCCAGACUCCCUUUCUGCAAGAUAUGAGCUUAACAUUCCUGCCCUGUAGCCUAAAGCUGUGAGCUGCAGGUCGAGGCUUGUCUGGAAGUUGCAGAAUAAUUUCAGAGCCAGUGCACGCUACUGAUGACUCAAGCUCUUAAGUGUGUUUUUAUUCCUCUGAUGAGUCUUUUUUAUUUUUUAAAUUGGUAUAGCCUGAAAAUUGCAAAUUGUCUCUGAAGAGGGAAGAUAGAUGUAGAGAUGAUUUUGACGCUGGUGUACCUAGAAGAAAAUAUUUUCAUGUCCGGUCCCCAUUCCCUUUAUUCGAAUGUUUUUUUUCUGAAAAUACAGAUGUUAAAAUGCUUUUUGAGCAAAAUAGUUUAAAAUGUAAAAUUUCCAAACAUGAAGUUCCAGAUUUUCUGAUUUUUAAAGGAGUCUGAGUUGUCCUCUCGUUGUCUACAGGUGCGAAACAAAAUGUUAUAUGCUGCUACAAGAGCCACACUGAAGAAAGAGUUUGGAGGGGGACACAUCAAAGAUGAGAUUUUCGCCACCGCAAAGGUAAGUUCAUUUACUCAACAAUCUACUGCUGUUUCCUUUAAACCCAUGAUUAUGACCUAAUAAAGGAGAAAAGCUGUUAUACAGAGAGGCUGCUCGAAUCUUCUUCCUCACUCUAUAUCUAAGCAGUUGCUCGCUUCAGCACUAUCCUCUGCAUUAUUUAUCGCAACACAAUAAAAUAACUCUCUACAUGAUGUAUUGGUUGCACUGGCGUAUGGGAUGCAGCUUACUUUUGAGAUGACAAACUAGGUAUUAAAUUGCCUUAUUUAUAUCUGUGAAAUCUACUCCAGAUUUGACAGAACAACAUAAAAGUUCUGGUUGCCAAGGUGAUCCUAACUCAGCUGUUUCAGGACUCAGUCGUUCUCUAGCUGAUGUAGUUUUCUGCAGCAUAAACAUUAUGAUUCCUGAUAGACUUGUGAUGAAGACGUGGAUCAAAUCUUAAAAUCGUGUGAAUGCAGAUAUUUAUACAGUAUUUCUCCUAUCUUAAAACUCUCCACCCUAGAGGCUACAAUGAAGAAUUGAACAUGUCUGAUUUGCUGCGAUUUUAUUUUAUUAUUUUAUUGUCUUUCUUUGCAUCCAGUUAUCUGUUAUCAAACCUUUAUUUGCAUUUAUGUUUAUUCUAUAAAGAGUGUGAUUUCAGCCCUUUAUCAGGGACUGGUUGCUCCUCUUGAGUAACUUAAUAUGAGCUGUUUUUUUUUUUUUUUUUGUCUGUUUGGCUUCACUUUUUUUUAAAUAAGAGUUUUUGUUAAUAGAGAUGCUUGUCAACCAAACAAGGAUAUGAUUACAGCGAUCCAUUGUCGUCUUUUUCCACCACAGCCUGAAGUCCUGUGAAGAUGCAAAUCAGGCAAAUGGCAUAGAAACCAAAUUCAGGCUGAACUUUUGUUAAAAAUAGUUACUCAUACCAACAACAAAUAAACGUAAAUAUCAGAAUUAAACAGCUGUUUUUAAUCUAAACAAGGACCACAAACAAGAGAUAUUCCAGCAUAACCUCUACUGUUUGCAGAGGUACUGGUAUUUCAUAUGUUAAUUAUAGACUUGCAUUUUUUAAUGUAAAUAAGACUCUCUGUAGACUUGACCCCCAAAGUUCCUGGACCUCUGGCAAGUCACACCUUUUUAGCAACAGCCUUUCAAGAGGUAGAUCAGUUAGCUUAGAACUAGGUUUAGACCCUAGUUCUUGAAUUGAAUGGCAUUAAGUUCCUCAAAAGGUAACUGUGGAAAGUUCCUGUUGUUGAAAAGCACCUUAGGACCCCCAUCAUUUCCCCUUUUUUGCUCUGUAUGCAAGGCCAAAACCUUUGGAAAUCAACAUAAACCAUGUCAAGCUUUGUUCCUCUCCUCUCAUGGCGGACUGAAAUGAGUAAUGAUGUCUGAGUGAGUCAGUCUCUUUGCUGUUUGAUGUGGCAUUGUUCUUCUUCUUUUUUUGGCCCCCAGGAAGAAUUGUCUCUCAGUGGAUACAAGAAACAUCUGACCUCGCAGGCUGCUCCCCUACCUCUUACUGCUGCAGAGGAGGAACUGAGGCAGAUUAAACUGAAUGAGGUACACACACACACACACACACCCACACACACAAAAAAACACACAAAUGCACAGGUCACUCAGAUUUCAUUUCUUGGUCAUGGUUUCAGUUUGAGGUCAUUUUAGAGGGAACAAUGCUCUCCAGUUUGAAGCGGGUGUGGAUUUGGCUUCAACUCUGAAAGGGUGAACAAUACGUCAUUGUUACAGUUAUGUCUGCAGCUGGGGGAGAAAAAAAAGCUUACAUCAGCUUAAAGCAGUAUCCCUCCUCAUCGCACCUCCUGUAUGAGAGAUUUAAAUCCCCGCUGAAGCAUGUGGAGUAUCAAUGAAGGCCAGCGAUGCAUCCUUCAAAACAGCACAAGGUCAGCAGCGGUGUGAGGGUGCAUAUGCUUGCCCGGCAGUAUCAACACACCGCAAAGAUGCUGAUGCGUUGGAACAGCAGGAUGUUGGCAGAGACGGAUCUAUUAGGCCUGCGCAGCUCACACCCGGAGCCCCAUAAAAAGUUGUGUUUACAGUCAUAAACCGAAAGCAGCUAGAGCAACAAAGUGUUUAAGGAGAGCUCUUUGCAGGUGUGCAGAUAUAAACGGAGCGGCAUGCAAACCUGAGUGCUCUGCAGAUUUGAGUCCUUGCAGUGAUUUUGCUCGGACACAGGUGAGCGGGGUUAUUGCGUUUUUGUUGUUUGCAAUGGUGAGAUGAUGAAAAACUGCAAUAUGAUAUCCUCUCCCUGCUGCUGUUGACGCCAGCAGUGUUUCUGCUGCUGUUAUGAGGAGCCUUCAGGAUGUGAUACAGUUAAAAAAAGCUGCAGUUGAGAUUAUUCCUACAGAUUAACCCCAGAAAGCUGCUCUUUCUAUUAAAUUUAAAAGAAAACAUCAACAAAAACUACUUGCUGCUUUCCCAGAACUGUCACACAAACAAAAGCUGUCUUUCUGGCCAUAUAUAGACAUGCUUUGAGUGCUGCAGUCACUCUUCAGAGUUUGGUCAAUUAGAAGCUGCAGAGCAAAUAGGAAAUGAGGUUUGUGCUCGUCCCACUAGUCCAGCUGUUGAAGGAAGAUAAUAUACCAUUAAUCUGUACCGGCUUGAUAGAAAAAAAAAGAGGCUUUGAAAUAUUUAUCAUUGCUGUGCCUUGGAGACUGCCCGCCUUUUUACCAAGCAGAUGGAUAAAAGAGCCGCAGUCCUUUUCUGUAAGUGAGGUUACUACAUUAAAGGCUCGAUCACGUUCGCACGGCGUUUCAUUUUGUGGGAACAGGAGCUCUAAAAAUAGAUGCAAUCCAUCAGUGUAAUCCCCUUUAGUGUUUCCAUUUUUACAUGUGAUUUAGUGGAGGAGCGUUGUCACUUCCGAUACAAGCACCUCAUUCAUCAUCACAGAGCUUCUUCUCUGCUUGUUGUUCCUGUUUGUACAUAUUUAAACUCUUUGGUUAAGAUAAUUCAGAAUGGUUGCACAGGUCUGUGAGGCCACCUGUGAGCAUGGCUGGUGGUUCAACCGUAUAUGAUUGAAUUUGAAGAAAAGAGUUAAAUUUAAAAGUACUUUCUGUAUAUUUUCAUGCAUUAUAAUAAACAACUGCAUGAAAAUAUAUGUUAUCAAGUGGUGUCAGUUUCACGUCAGAUCCACGUAUCACUUCUUCAUUUCACUUAAAGGGCUUUGGCUUCUUUUUGGUGAUUAAACUUGCUAAAUUUAGUGCCAGGUUUCGUAUGUGAGGUAUUUUUACACAGUGUGUCAUAAAAAAAAAAGGAUCUGAGUUCCUCUACUGCAACUUCAUCACAUGCUUCAUAUCUAACAAAUCAUCUGGCCUUCUCUUACUUUUGUAUAAUGUCCCCUAUAACAUCAGGAUUGGUCUUUUUUUUUAAAAUGUCUCUUACUUUUUAGUCUGCAAGUCAAUGGCUAAUUAAAGUGCUUACUGACACACUUGUGACAUGCUCUCCCUCAUCAUGCUUAUUCCAUCACACACGGAUGCCAUGGACGGCACAUUAAGACUGGGCGUUAAACCGAAAAUUUACCGAUACUAAAAUUUACAACAAUAACAGACGUCAUUUCGCCCAUGUCAAUACAUUCCGCGUCAAAAACAUAAAUAAAAGUGGUUUCAUGUCCCUUUAAGACACUGUCCUAUGUCAGAGACUUGACUCCACCACAUCCAGUCGGUAACAAAGAGGGAAAGACAGGCGAGGAGAUGGAGGACGGUUCAAAAGUUGUAGCAGCUGGAGCGGUGGCUAAAGUAGACAAAGUUAAUGUGGGAGGGGGUGAGCAGCUUGUGGAGUAGUUAUCGUCCAUUAAUCGUAAUUAAGGUAAAGUGCUCAGUAUAUCGAGAUAUAUCAUGAGAAUUCAGUGGUUAACCUUAGUGGGAGACACCACUUCCUUGUGCUCUUGAAGUUCGUUUCACAUCGACCCGAGCUGCUUUCAGUGAAGUGAAAGUAAGAGCUAUGUUAGGAUGAUUUUCUUCAGCCAGUCAGGUCAGCAUUUAGGUUGGUUGAGCUUUGUAACUUCAAAUAUCACAGAUAUUUUGGAACUAGACUCUUGGUGCCACAAACCUCCAGUUUAACAUCACUCAAGCUGAAGCUGUAACCCAGAUCUGCAACCAGUAAAGCUUGUCGAACUGAUCAUUCGUGUGGAUCUUUCAUUCUUUCAAGUGUGGACACGACCUAGAGAUCCUUACAAGCUGUUUGAGGGGAGGGGCCACAUUCACGCUCUGCUGUUAAAGGAAAAAAAGGAAGAAUCCGCUUUAUUCAAGGCAUAAGACAACACAGCAGGCGGCUUAAUAUUGUUCAAUCUUGAUCCAAAUAUUUUUAUAACCCUGGGGGGGGGCAAAACUGUAAUUACAAUUAAUUACAUAAUUAAUAAUUAAUUACAAUUGAAAUCUGAUUAAUUGCUCAGCUCUACAUAUGGUCCAUGGUAUUGAGACAACUGCUGCAAAGUGUGAAAACAGCAACAACACAAACGCAAAUAAUCAAUCUGUCCGUCAUGAGUAAUAGUCUGUCAGAAACGCUGGCGGUAGUUUGCCCAUUUCUGAUUCUGCUGCGAGAUUACUUCUGGUGUUGUUAUUUGCGUUCGUGUCAUGGCUGUUUGCAAUUGUGCUUUUUCCUUUCGCAAAGCGUUUUGAAUAUGCAAACCUCCUGACACUUCCCGGCCAUUGUAUAAGACACAUUCAAAAUAAAAAAAACAUGAUGGAAACUACAAACUCACAGGAUGUCUCAUUCAAUUCACAAGCAUGUUGUUGUAUGGAUGUAAACAACAACGAAGAGUCAUUUUAUUUUGGACUCAGAUACAAUUAAAGUUGCUGUAAUGUCAUGCUUUGUUGUUACCAUGGCGGUACAGCAAAUAAGUAAAGUGUGUUGUUGUUUUUCUUGUGUUUGUGUGUGUUCAGGUACAGACAGACAUCAGUGUGGACACCAAACAUGCGACCCUGCAGGGAGUGGCCUUCCCAUUGCACCAAGACGCUGUUGCAGCACUCCAACGUUAUAGGGACAAAAAACUCAACUAUGUACGCCUGGUGAGUAAAUGAGAGGAAAUCAUUAGAAAGCAGGGACCUUUGUCAGUUUAGAGGUUUGAAUAAGCAAAUCAAUUCUCUGUUUGUUUUCACACUUUGUUCUAAGAGAGAGGGAUGUUUUCAGCCGGGAUUCGCUGGCACACAGACACAAUGACUCACCCGUUUUUGCCCAAAAAGCCUUUGUUCCUCUCAUUGUAAUUCAAAGAGUCCGUGUCACAAGAUCAGAUCAGCGCAUAGUACAAAGAGAUAACUGUGGCACGGUUGCAGCUUUGUAUUUGUUCCCUUUUUGUUUGUUAUCCUGAAAGCUUUUCAAGGAAGCCGCGUGUUUAGCUCCAUUAAACUGCUGAGCAGCACAAAUGUUUAGUGAAUGUUUGACUUGGACAUACCUGAGAGGGAGGGGAAAUGGUUUGUGAUUCACUACCCCCACAGACAGUCAUUAAAUCUACAUUCACAGCCAUAAAUAUAUGCUUUCAUAAGCUCACUGUGAUGCAGAAUAAGGUAAAAUGAGAUAACUCUUUAAUACUAUCAGUUACACGAUAAUUCUAAAAUGUGACAUUAAGAAGGCUAAACGAAAGGUAAGAUGAACGCCAAAUACUAAGAUAAAAAAUAUCAAAAUAAGAAGGCUGUUCAGAAGUAGCAUCCUCAGAAAACCACAGAAAGUCUAUUUUUAAAAAAAGACCGUCUAACUUGAGAGUUCCUUUAUUUCCUCUGUCAACAGGAAGUCGACGCUGAGCAGGAGCUGAUUCGCCUGUCUAGCACUGAGCCAACAGAGGUGAAAGACCUGCCAAGUCGAAUCUGUAAAGAUGCCCCUCGUUACCACUUCUUCCUCUACAAACAUUCCCACGAAGGCGACUAUCUGGAGUCCACAGGUGACCAUUUUCUCACAAGUUACUCCAAGCAGCUGUCACACCCACCAUUAUUCUGCACGCCCGUGUCUUUAUCAAACUGUUCUUUUUUUUCUCUCUCUUUUGCAGUCUUCAUUUAUUCCAUGCCUGGGUACAAUUGUAGCAUCCGAGACAGGAUGCUGUACUCGAGCUGCAAAAAUCCUUUGAUUGACAUGGUGGAGAGAACUCUCCAGAUUGAGAUAGAAAAGAAGGUAAGAGCCAGGGUCAGCAGUAUGACACGAUUUCCAAAGUUUAUAUAUUUUUAUGAAGUUUUUCAUGAUUGGGUGAUUUCUUCAAAUACUGAAAAUCUGGUAACAUUUUAUACAAACCCACCACUUAAAAUGCAUUAUUAGCAUUUUGAUUAACUCUUAUCAAUGAAUUUAAGUGCUCAUAAAACAAGGAUCCACCAAUAUGUUUUAGGCCCGACACAAUGGCGAUUAUUAGUAAUCAAGGAAAGCAAUAUUUAGAACUGAUAUUCGUUUGCAGUAAAAUGUUUAUUUUGGUAUCAAAAUUUUGGAUAACACACCAGGGAUUAAACUGAACACAGUACACUGUUUGUUUUGUACACUUGGUAAAUCUGUGAUAAAAAAAGACCUUAAACUGUUGUAUAAUAAGCUGAAAAUCUUUGUUGGAAAGGUUCAAACAAUUGUUUUAUUGUCUUAACAACAAAAACAACAAAAAGUGCCGGGAUCUUAUAUGAUGAACUCUGUUACUCACUAGAAGCUUGAGUGUUGAUUGGCUGUCUGUGUGGCCAAUCAGUUAGGACAGUCAAGAAUCGUGACUUCAGGCUGCAUUUUGAAAUGAACUUAUUGGCUGAUGGUGGGAAAAACGGCUGAUGCAGAUCAUUGUAGAAAUGAUGAUUAUUGGCCGAUAUUAUCAGCCGAGCUGAUUAUUGGUCGAUCCUCAUCAUAAAAUUUGCCAUAAGUUGUUAUGAAUGCUUUAAUUAUUUCUAGUGAUGCACGAUAUGAAAAAUUUCAACCGAUACGAUAACCGAUAAUUUUCUUCUUCUCAUGGCCGAUACCGAUACCGAUAACCGAUAAAUUCAUAUUUUUACAUUUAUUAUAAUCUUCAUAUAAUCCGCAGUUUGUGCAGGAUGCAGCGAUUGAAAACUGAUGUUUUUGUUGCUCUGGCCUAUCUAGAACAACAAACAAAAGUUUUUGGCUCUUCAAAUGUGGUCAUUUGCUAUAAAUAACAAUAACAGAGCAAAAAGCAGAACUUCAUUUGAUCCCCUGAACUGUUCAACAGAACUGUAAACUGUAAAGGAGCUAUUAUGAGCCGUUAGGCUUAGCAUGCUGACCGGACUAACAUCUGACGUCCAUAUGUCUGUGGUAAAACUCACGUGUAGUCCGUUCUUGUCGAUCAGGUUGUGGAUGUAUGUGGCGACAAUAUCAUAGAGUGCAGGAAGAGACACAUCCGAGAAGAAGCGGCGGCUUGGGAGAGUGUAAUGUGGCUCCAAGUGUGCUAUUAACUUACGAAAACCCGGGUUCUCAACGACGGAAAAAGGCUGGUCGUCGACCGCUAUGAACUCCAUCACUUUGUCGUUAAUGCCUUUAGCCUUUUCGCUGUCUCUUGAGAAGCUUUUGCAGUUUUUAAACGCCUGCUGAAUGGGGACAUCGAUCCUCCGUAGUGUUGUUGUCUUAGCUUUAGUACUGCUAGCAGCUUCGGCGGCUGUCUCAUAUUCUUUUAAUACCGCUUCGCCGCGAUGGCGACUUUUCAGAUGAGCUAUCAGAUUCAUUGUGUUAAAACUUGACGUCUUCUUUCCUCCUCUCGGAAUCCUCGCUGAACAGGUUUUGCAUAUAGCAAUGCUGUUGUCAUCUUCUGCCACUGAGAGAAAAGACCACGCUGGUGAAGACAUUUUAUUAUCUGUCAGGUAUUGACGGGGUCAGGCUUGGGACCUGCGAGUAAGGCGCGAUAGAUGACUUAACCAGCGCGUCUCGGACGGGCGGCUACUCCGCCUGCAAACGUUACUCGUAAUUUCAUUAAUAUAUCGGAUCUUUCUAUCGGAAAAAUGCACCUAUCGGACCGAUAAAAAAUGACGUAAUUUCCCCCCAAAUCGGCCGAUAUUUUAUCGGUCCGAUAAAUAUCGUGCAUCCCUAAUUAUUUCUAAAGGUUGUGUUCAAGCCUUAUUAAUGCAUUGAUAAAGCUUCAUAGAUGUGCUUAUAAUGCAUAAUAAGUGGUGGGUUUAUAUAAAGUGUUACUGAAUUCAAGGUAAUACACAACCCUUUUCAAGUAGACUGUGUACUAUUUUACCAUAUAUGUACAUCUUUUUUCAAGCUUUUUUCUUAUACAGUACUUAAAUAUGCUCACCUUACUUCAGCCUAGUUCCUUUUUCUACACACACACCUGCACCCACACCUUCUCAUCUUACCCCACCCCUUUUUGUUCCUCUUUGACUGUCUGUGUUUAGUGAAAAUUCAGAACCAAAGGGUGACACCACCGAGACUAUGUUCUUACUUUCAAACAGUAAAAAUACACUUGUAACAAAUGGACAUUAUUUUGCCUCUUUCCUAGUUGGAGAUUGACAACGGGGAUGACCUGACCAGUGAUUUCCUAUACGAGGAGGUGCAUCCAAAGCAGCAUGCACACAAACAGGCCUUCGCCAAGCCGAAAGGCCCCGCGGGAAAGAGGGGAAACCGCCGCAUCACCCGACCACCUGCAGAGGGAGAGGAGGAAGAUUAAACAGACCUCAACACCUGACCACCGCCUCCACUCCGAGCACGUUCCACAGUGGAACAUUCCUGUGAUGGGGGAGAUCAUAAUUGUCACGCUUUUGUUUUUUAAAAGAAUAAGACAACAUUCAAAUUCCCACAAAGUUCACCAGAGAUCCAACUAUGCACGCCAAGGACAACUGAGCAAUGACACUGCAGAAUCUCCAUUUGUAGCUUGCCAAAUGGAAUCAUACUUGUAUACGUGAACAGUCACCCAAAUGAAUUAACAGUGAUUGAUAGAGGCUCAUACUAAGUCACUCUUGAGUUUCUGUUAUUGCCAGCUCUGAAACUUAACAAACGUCAGUGCUAAUGUGAACACGCGCCAAUAGAAAAUGAACCCCCCCUUUUUAAGUUCACAUCCUCAAGUUCUUAAAUUGCAUUCCUUAAGUCUGUGUCAAUUAAUGUUUUGUGUCUAAUGUGUCCAAAACUUGUGUCCUGUUUGCACAAUGAGGUGCUCCAAAGCAGAAAAGAAUAACCAUCCCUCAUGUGUCUAUUGAUUCAUUUUAACAGUGCAUUUUAUAUUGGAAAAAUUGACUUCUUUUUUGAUAUAACUGUGGUUUACAUGAAAGAAAAAAAAUCAUCUGCUGAGAAACUUAUUUUUCUAUGCAAGUGCUGUAAAUGUACAUAUUGUAGCUGUGUGAUGCUCUAUGAUUAAGAAACAGUCUGCUCUGUUCUGGUGAUUGUUUAGUGUCAGUGAGGAUCACAGUGGGAAGAACCGGGGCUUCCAGAAAUAUUAUGUCAAUACAUCUCAUAUUUCACUGAGGGGAAGCUACUCACACUUUGCUGCUUCUCAUACUACAGGGAAGCCAAGCAACCUGAGAGGAAAGGGAAUACUACAAGUACCUUUGACGAAAUGUUGCCACAUCCACUGUUCUACUGAUUAAUAUUAGGCAAACUACUUCGCUCACCUCAUGAUUAAAGGGAAAACCCCUUUAUAUCCAUAGUGUCAGUAUAAUAGAAAAAAUCAUGUUUGGUCUUAUUUGUUUUCUUACAAAUCUUUCUUUUAAAGAAAUAAAAUAUUUAAAUCAGACAUUUUUGGUUUCAAACAUUUAUUUUUUAAACAGUCAUCGUUAUAAAUACAUAGGGGUACCAGUGCAGGUGAUUGUUUUGACCUUUUAAAAGCUGUUUUGUCAUCAAACCCUCUGACAAACAGCCUCAACAUGAUGCAGGAUAGAUACAGCUGUCAACCAAGCUAGGCACUUCUUUUCUAAAAUACAUUAAAAAACACAAAAAAUUGUCUCAUUUAUAAAAAAAAUAUAGUUAUGAAACAAUCAUUCCUUCAAACCUGUUCAGUCAGUUCAAACAUUACAAAAACGGCUCAGAAAUCUCGUCUCUUCUCUGGGAUGUUUCACUGCUAAGCCUUGAAGUCCAAAGACAAGUUUUUGACCACUCCUUUGAUCUCCAACAGGACCUGUUAACAUAGAUAUUGUUAUUGAGUUACAAGUUAUCAUACAUGCUUCAGAGUAUCUUGUUCAUACAGAGUGAAACCUCAAAUUUGAUCCAAACUCUAUACGAGGCUUAGGCCUGUUCUCGUUCACAGUCAGCAGUUUGGCCAAUAACCUGCCAAAACUUUACAGAGAAUUUUCAAACGCUGAACGUGAAUUUUUUGUGUUUUUUACUUGAUUGAUUAAGGAACCAGAAUACAGCAUUGGUUUUGCAUUUCUAAUUUAUUAAAUAAGGGAAAAAGCAAGUUUUUGCAAAGAAGAGAAAAACCAGAUGAAUUGCUCCCACUCACAGAUAUUGUCUGUGUAGCCAAAGCUGUGCAUCAUAGAUUUCCUCUGUUGUUAAACUUUCAUUGUCCCACCCAAACAUACAAUUUAAGCCAAACUGGAGCUUGAGUUUAUUUUGAACUUAACUAAACUCGUCCUGCAUUUUUCUCACAGCUGUAAACUCUUAACUAUGCACCAAAUGUGCGCUGCUGUGUUCACUGAGGUUGAACAUUAUAAUUUUGUUUUUUUUAAAUACCCAAGACUCCAGUCAAAUCAAUGAGACUGAGACAUGGCUGCAGACUGGCAGACGGGCAGCUGGAUCAUAUAAACAAAACGAUCCAGACAUUGUUAGUUUGGGUUAGUGAGGGGCAUGGCAGUUGUUUUAGAUGUACUGAAUCACUAGAAUCCGUUCCCUCGCAAACCGUUGCAAUGAUAGGAUGCUGCAGGUUUAAUGCACUAUUUGUUACAUGCUGUGUCCUAUUGUAGGCAAGUUGUUGUUAUGGCAAUUUAGCAGUGAAAAUUAAAGAAAAGGUACUUUUGUACAACAAAAAUGA